AUGAAAAAUACUGAAAAUACAAAAAUAGAAAACACCCAGAAAACAGAAUUUAGUACUCUAACUAAACUAGAAUUACUUGAGAGAAAAAAUAUAGAAAAUGGAGAGCGUAAUGAAAUGCCUACAAGUGGUAUGUCUUUUUUGAUUAAUUUAUAUGAAAAGACAAUCUUCUAUACAAAUUUAAUGGUCUAUAUUAUGCAUAUAAGUCUACUUGCAUUGAUUUUUCUUUCGAUUCCUAUUGCAUAUUUAUUUCAAACAAUAUAUUAUAAACAGGACUCAUUAUUAGGAUACCUUAAGAUAGUAUCUAUUGGUGGAAUAAUUACGCUUGCCCAUACCAGUAUAUAUUUUGUGAAUAUAAAAUGGAAGAACACGUAUAUAUACACAGAAUUUUUUAUUAUAGAAAAGUCAUUCAUAUAUAUAAGCAUAGCAUUUAGUUUUAUAAUUAUAACUGCUUUUAUGUGCCUGGGCUUUUAUUAUUCUAACCCAUUAUCGAAUAAAAAAAUACUUAUGGGCAUGUUGGUAUGUGUAUCAUCUGCUAAAGUACUCACUACAAUCGCUGAAAUAAUAGAAGCUCUUGCAAUAGUUUUUUUAAGAAAUAUAUUCAAAGAGGCUUUGUUUAAUAUGAAAAUAGAAAAUUCUCGAUAUAGAGAGACAUGCCUUGUUAUUAUAAUUGGUUUGCUGGUUUUCAUGUUUUUAUGGGGGUUUUAUUUAUUUUUCUGUGCGAAAAUAUCUACUAUCCAGUACAGAAUUAUUUUAAAUAAUGGCUAUGAUAAAUUUAGCCCAAUAUAUAACGAGAUUUGUGGGUCUAUGUUAACACCAUAA
This is a messenger RNA of Nematocida parisii ERTm1, 819 nucleotides long. RefSeq lists its product as uncharacterized. The coding region runs from base 1 to 819 and encodes 272 amino acids. Lineage: Eukaryota; Fungi; Microsporidia. The record is from RefSeq and is a predicted model, not a curated record. The transcript has a single exon.